This is a messenger RNA of Cololabis saira (Pacific saury), 876 nucleotides long. RefSeq names its product protein SCO2 homolog, mitochondrial (gene sco2). NCBI's taxonomy places the organism in Eukaryota, Metazoa, Chordata, Actinopteri, Beloniformes, Belonidae. Gene Ontology annotation, biological process: mitochondrial respiratory chain complex IV assembly; intracellular copper ion homeostasis. The coding region runs from base 72 to 866 and encodes 264 amino acids. The transcript has 2 exons. Gene Ontology annotation, cellular component: mitochondrial inner membrane. Gene Ontology annotation, molecular function: copper ion binding; copper chaperone activity. The record is from RefSeq and is a predicted model, not a curated record.
UCGUUGUUUCCGGUCCGGGUGAAACUCCGUGACCUGCAGGAGCUGCCGGAUGUGAGUGAGCCGAGCAGGACAUGUUGGCGCUGCGGUGCAUCGUGGGAGAUCUGCGGGCGGCAGGGAGGCUGGCGCAGGGUCUCCGGAGAACGAGCUCAGGGGCCGGCGGUCCCCCCCGGCUGCUGUCCCAGGCCCAGACCCGGGGCCUCUCCCAGGGCCCGGGCCGCCCCGGCUCCCCGGGCGUGAAGCUGCGUACGCGGCUGCUGGUGUCGGUGCUGGUGGGCGGCGGGCUGCUGGCGGCCUGGGGGCUGGUGUACCAGGAAAAGCAGCGGCGGCGCCGGCAGCAGCGCGUGGAGCAGCUGCGGCAGGUGGCGCUGGGCCGGGGCGGCUUCAGCCUGCUGGACCACACCGGCCGGCGGCGCACCAAGCAGGACUUCCUGGGCUCCUGGGUGCUGCUGUACUUCGGCUUCACGCACUGCCCCGACAUCUGCCCCGACGAGCUGGACAAGCUGAGCGGCGCCGUGGCGGCGCUGGACCGGGACGCCGCGCUGCCGCCGGUGCAGCCCGUCUUCGUCACCGUGGACCCGGACCGGGACGACGUUGCGGCGCUGGCCCGCUACGUCCGGGACUUCCACCCGCGGCUGCUGGGGCUGACGGGCACAGCGGAGGAGGUGAAGGAGGCUGGCCGGGACUACCGGGUCUACGCCAGCGCCGGGCCCAAGGACGAGGACGGGGACUACAUCGUGGACCACACGGUUCUGAUCUACCUGGUCAGUCCGGACGGGCUUUUCCUGGACUACUACAACCGCAUGAAGGACCAGGACCAGAUCGUGGACAGUGUUCGGAACCACAUGAAGAACUACGAGGGACUCUGAGGCCGCGGUG